AUGACUUCCUUCCGAACCAAUGUCCUCCGCAAUGGGGAAUGGGUCUCUGAGACUGUCGACUUUCAGACUUUUCUCAGGGCACAGGCUGCUCCAGGUCCUAAGAGAGCAGAGCAGAUUGACCCUCCGAUAUGCGGACUACUCACAAGGACCGUGGCGGACAGCCAGAUGGUGAAGUCUGUGCUACCCGUAAGGCUCAGAUCGCCUCAUCACAAUGAUGUUGCCUUUAUAGGCCAUCGGUCUAUCCAAAUCCGUGAAUUUCAGAGCAACGGCCAGUUUCGAGACAUCCUUUUCCGCAGAUUCCCACAUAACAUUCGCAACGCCUGUGUAGUCGGCUCUUUCGAUAUUCCAGAUGGCGUCGACGACCUCAACUCUGCUAUGGACGUUGAUCCCCCCGCGAAGGUGGAGGAGCAGGACUUACACUCGUCGCCAUCAUUUGGGUCGACCUCUCAACUGCCGCCCCAGUUGCUGGCGCUGGUCAUGGACAAUGCCGAUGUUGUCUUCCUUUGGAUUGGUCCAGGGGCCGACGGUCGACCCGAGUUUUACAGCUCUACCGAAUUCGUGUUUCGAAGGCCCCCACAGUUUCAGGACGGUAAUUUUGGAGCUCACAUGGCUGUAGAUCCAAGCUCUCGGUACAUGGCCUUAAGUAGCUUCCACGGUCUAUUUGCGGUAUGUGAGCUCGAGUCUUUCGCCAACUUCACCCGACCUCAAGACGAAAACACCGUGGGGAUAGUUAAAAACUUUCGUUUGCGGGGUGUUCAAGGCGUGAUACAAAGCCUCACGUUUCUGUACCCACGUCCAGAAGACAAGGAUCACAUCAUUCUCUUGCUCAUUGUCGUUAAGAAUGGCAAAUCAAGAAUGGUUAUUUACGAAUGGACGUUAGGAGACAACCUUGCCGAUGUCUUUGCGGAAGAAAAGCGUGGCCAUCGAUUGCCAGUCGAACACCAAAUGCCUCAACUCCUCAUUCCCUUGACCGUCGGGUCAGCUUUCAUCGCCAUUUCCCCAGAACAGGUUGCUGUGUGCACCGAAUCCUUGCAUGGCCCGCCUAUAUUCGAGUCACUGGAGCUCGACGCACCUCCAAAGAGUCCGAAUCAUUACGGUACUGGAAACCCAUUAUGGACAGCUUGGGAUAGACCGUAUAGGCUGCCACGGUAUCUCAAAGGCAAGGACUGCUUAUACCUUGCCAGAGAGGACGGCAUUGUUGUCUACAUCGAAGUUGAUGAAGACCAUGCGUUGGAGCGCUCGACCUUCAUUGAUGCCUUCAAGUGCAAUAUCUCGUCUGCAUUUGCCUACUUGUUUGAUCAGUACGCAGAUGUUCUCGUGCUGGGCAGCGAUAACGGCACGGGGAGCGUUUGGAAGGUUUGCGGAACUAGCCUCGCCUUUACCUUUGUGGUGCCCCCCACCCUGGACUUUGCGGUGACUGACUCUUCGGGAGAUAAGGCUUCCGAGCUCAGAGCACCUGGCAGGAUAUUUGCAGCCUCUGGUCAUGGACUAACAGGCUGCAUUACUGAAUACCGGCAUGGACUGAAAGCAGACAUUGGAUUGGAGCUCGAAAUUGGGGAUGGGCUGAAACAAGCCUGGCUUCUCAAUUUCUCGAAUACACAUGGACGUUACGACCUACUGUGGACUACCCCUAUUCAUUCGCAGGUUAGAGAACUGCCAGAAGAUUUUUCAGAUCUGACAGAUCCGGAACCAGACCAGAUCCUUUACGACUUGUUUUCGCCAACUUUGGCAGUAGCGCAGGUUAAUGGGGUUACUGUUCAAGUUACCACAGCCUCAAUCACAAUCUUCAAGAACGAGGUCCGGUAUAUUACAGACGAAUGGAAGCAGUUUUCUUUUGACAAGCUUCUGCAGGAUCAGCCGCACGUAUCAGUCUCUGACGCUUGCAUUACGGAUGACUGGAUCACUGUGUCAACGCAUGUUGGGCCGCAGUUCAGAAUUUACAGCUUCAAGUUCUAUGGGACCGCAGUCGUCUCUCAGGUUCAGUUCGACGUAUCUGGGGACGUGACUUCGAUACACCACAGCAAGAACCUUGGGAUCAUCGUCGGUCUUUGGAAGGACGGACGGCCGUAUUUGCAAAUCCGUACCCCAACGACUGAGACAGGUUCACGAGAUGUCGAGGAAAUUGAUAUCGCAGAACAAGUAUCGGCUUCUGUUAAUAACGCGAUACUUCUAGGAACCAGAGGUGGUGAGCUCAUUCAUAUUUCGAAAGAAUGGAAGAGUACUACAAUGGUCUACUACCAGCAAAUAGGACUGACCGCAGUAAAAAUUACUGCGGCCCGCCAUUCGCAUACCAGCAGACCGAGAGUACUGGUCUCGUGCGAUCAAGCCUUGAUUGAAGUACAACUCGAUGAACAUGGGCCGAACGGUUCUGUCUAUCACAUGACAAAACACCGUGUUUUACCUACUAACGCCGGCAAUUUGGGUGCUCCUAUGCCACUUGUUGAGUACGGCAUGGCAAUUGACAUUCCAUGUGCGAGUGAAGGCUUUACUCCGAUUCUCAUGCUAGCGGGGCCGAGCGUGAUUAUUGCCGAGCUACACGAGGAGCCCGGUCUAGCCCAUCGGUAUAUCAAAAUCGGAAAGACACCAGUCAAGACGUUUUACUCGCCCAGCCUACGUAGCCUGGUGGUCGGUGUUAACGAUGAGGGAAAAAAGACCACGUUGAUGUUUAUGGACCCUGACACCGGAGAGGACAUCGGAAAACCGAUCGACAAAGCAGGAACUCCAGUUCAGCAUAUCGUGGGACUGGGCAAAUCCGAGGACAGAAUCCAUGGCCUGGCAGAAUGGGAAUACAAGAAAAAUGGCGGGACAUGGCGCUAUCUGCUUGUCGGUACCAAACAUGGCCAGCUCAUUAUCGUGUCCACGGAAAAGGAGCCAUUGGAAGGGGGCCGCCCCCCUUCGAUAAAGUACUGGACACGGCACAAGAAGUCCUGCGAAGGACCGGUGUACUCAGUGAUAGGUCAUGAGGAAAGCGUGAUCUAUUGCGUCGACAAUAUACUUCACUGGGAUGUACUCGACCCUGUCGAGAAGAAGCUGAAACCACGCAAAACGUUUGAGUUGGAGUCGUUGGCCCUGGACCUUCAAAUCUCCGAAACGAAGCUUCUCGCCUUGACGUGGGACGAUUCACUCCAGCUGAUCGACCCGGCGCUUGACGACGUCAGUGAGAAUUCUGCAACAGUCGAGUUCCAUGAUCCUCGCGAGGUUACACCAACUUCGUUUAUGAAAGUCCAAGACGACAUGUGUUUGGUUACUGACAGAGAUCGUGGCGUGGCCGGCCUUUGGAAAUGGCCCAGAGCAUCAGGAACUCAUAACUGGGCCGAGUUUAAGAUGCUCUUCCAGGGGAAACUUCCAGUUAGUAUCAGGAAGCUCCGCCGCGGCAGGACACGGCCAACAUGGGAGCAAGGAGUGUGGAACGUACCCAAGUACGGUCGGCUUAUCAGCACACCGGACAAUGGCGAGAUCUUAGGAAUCUCGAUUGACGGCACCAUGAUUCACUUCACAUUGCUUGACCAGCACGCAUUUCGUUUGUUGCGAUUCAUCGUCAACUUAUACAACCUCAGGGAGAGGAGGGACGAAGAAAGGCUUCUGGGCGAGAAGCCGGACCCGGGAUACAUUGGGCAGAUGCAUGUGGAUGGCGAUCUUUUGAAGACCAUCUUGGAUGCAGAAGUCUUGCAGGACUUGGUGAACACCGAUGAGCUGUUGGGACAGUUCAGGAUCCUGCUGGAUAACUUGGAUUUGGGAAUAUAUACUUCCGGAUGGAAGGGACAGGGGACUGCGGACCAUUACUUUGAACUGGCUUAUAACGUGUUGAUGUGUUAUCUCAGGCAAGUCUAUUAG
Messenger RNA from Sordaria macrospora k-hell, 3834 nucleotides. NCBI's taxonomy places the organism in Eukaryota, Fungi, Ascomycota, Sordariomycetes, Sordariales, Sordariaceae. The record is from RefSeq and is a predicted model, not a curated record.